Messenger RNA from Geodia barretti, 699 nucleotides. NCBI's taxonomy places the organism in Eukaryota, Metazoa, Porifera, Demospongiae, Tetractinellida, Geodiidae. The record is from the annotation of a GenBank genome assembly.
AUGGCACCCCAUCUGGAAAUUGGCAAAACGGCUUCAUACUACGAGGAGAUCAAAGCGCGAGUCGCUUCGCACGGUUUGGCAAUAGAAUCAGUCGCAGGGACCGGCGGGAUUGGGAUGGAUAGUCCUGCAUUUGAUGCGGUGAUAGAAGCGGCACAACAGGUUGGUGCCCCCGCAAUCGCCGAAGGUGCAGGUGGGAAGUCCGAUGAUGAAGAGAGUUUCAAACAGGUGGUCGAGUUGGUUAACGUGACGGCUGCCCGCACUUCGCAGGCUGGCAUUAAGCUAAGUCUGAAACCUCAUGUCAACAAUGCGGUAUAUUCAACCGAAACGGCGUUACGCUUUAUGCGAGAGGUUGACCGUGAGUGGGUGGGGAUUAAUUUCGAUGCGAGCCACAUUUGGCGGACGGCAGCUGCCGAAGAUCCGGUGGGAUCGCUCCAGCAACUGAGAGAUUACAUUGCAAUGCUGCGUAUCCGUGACAACCGCGAGAGUCGUGAGGGACCGAUAGGUCCUGUUGAGACACAAAUCCCCGGCAAAGGCAGUAUCGACCUUCCUGCGCUUGUUGCUGUCAUGAACACAAUUGAUCAUGUGCCUUAUGUAACGUUGGAAAUUGUUGGCACACAUGGUGGGACGGAUACGCCGCUUGCUGAAGUCCAACGGGUUGUGGAGGAGUCGAUGACGUAUCUGGAACCGUUGUUUGUGUAG